CUUAAGAAUGCAUUGAAACGUAUGAAUGCAAAUGAAACAAAUCUUAUAAUAAAAUUAGAGCAAAUGUUAUUACAAUAUCGUGCAACACCACAUACUAAUACGAAAGUAUCACCGGCUGAAUUAUUUUUAGGACGAAAAAUGCGUACAAAAUUAGACCUAAUCUUUCCGAAGAAAGAGGUGGAUAGAGAUACAGUAAAUGAAGCAAUAAAUACGAAAGAAUUUGCGAUAGGAAAGCGAAUAGCUUGUAGAAAUUAUACAGGAAGCAAAAAAUGGAAAUUUGGCAGAAUAAUAGAAAGAAUAGGUAAGCUACAUUAUAAGAUAAGAUUAGAUGAUGAUCGAACAUGGAAACGACACGCGAAUCAGCUACGCGGAAUCGGAGAUCGGACUCCAAAAUUAAAUGAAGAUAAUAAUGUUCAUGGCCCGAUUGAAGAAGUUCUGGGUGAUGACACUAUACCCAAUAAUGAAAUAGAGGUAGAACAAACAGGAAACGAGUUUGAAACUCCGGCAAGCCCCGCUACUCCACCACAACCAGAACACAAGACAGAUCGAAACUUAGUAGAUAUAAGGGAAGAUAUACGUCGUUCGGCGAGAACACGUAAACCUCCGUCACGUUACGGGGACUUCCUAGAACCCUAAAGGAAGAAUUAUAAUGUUAAGAGAAUAUUUUCCAUUUAUUGUAACCGCAACGUAGAAAGUAAGCUUCUCCUUGAAGGGAAGGUGUUGUGGAGAUUCGUAAUGCGCGCGGAUUAGUCUACUAUAUAGAUAUGUGUAAUUGAGAAGCCGCAGCGAUCAUUAACGCUACUAGGCGGCGCGUCAUGUAGCACCGUCGGAAGGAGCACACUUGU
Linepithema humile (Argentine ant) is the source of this 845-nucleotide messenger RNA. NCBI's taxonomy places the organism in Eukaryota, Metazoa, Arthropoda, Insecta, Hymenoptera, Formicidae. The record is from RefSeq and is a predicted model, not a curated record.